GAUGGCAUGGCAGUGCAAAGUUAAAGUCCUCCCACAUGUCCCACAAUGUCACUUUCUUGGUGCAGAAAACUCCCCAAAAGCUUAUUUUUUAGACAUGCACGAUACGCAUCAACAACGUCCAAUGAAGGGGGUAUCCUUGUUGCAAAAGAUGAGGCUGAAAAAUAUGUUGAAAGAUGCAUGACAAGUGUUGGAACCAAACCUGAACAUGCAAAAAGUUUGGCAGAAGUCCUCAUCACUGGAGAUUACAGAAGUCAUUUCAGCCAUGGGUUGAAUAGACUUGAGAUGUAUGUAAAUGACAUCCAGUCCGGUAUUACAGUUUGUAACUUAGAGCCAGUUGUCCUGAAGCAGACAGCUGCUACAGCUUAUGUUGACGGACAGAACCUCCUUGGACCAGUGGUUGGAAACUUUUGCAUGGACAUUGCCAUCAAAAAGGCAAGAGAGGCAGGAAUAGGAUGGGUUGUGGCUAAAGGUUCAAAUCAUUAUGGUAUUUGUGGUUGGUACAGCAUCAGAUGUGCAGAUCAAGGCUUUCUGGGCAUGUCAUUUACCAACACAUCACCAUUGUCUGUCCCAACUCGAGCCAAGCAGGCUGUACUUGGAACAAAUCCGCUCACAUUAGCAGCACCAGCCAAAAAAGGCGACCCAUUUGUCCUGGAUAUGGCCACUUCUGCAGUUGCACUUGGAAAGAUUGAGUUGGCGGAUCGUAAGGAGAUGGACAUGCCGCUUGGAUGGGGCUGUGACUCUAAAGGGAGGAACACCACAGUGCCUAAAGAAGCUCUGGACGGAGGUGGUCUACUACCGCUCGGAGGCGUGGAAAAUACUUCUGGCUACAAGGGAUAUGGACUGGCAAUGAUGGUUGAAAUAUUCUGUGGUAUAUUAGCUGGUGCUGAGUAUGGCCCCAACAUCAGGAAGUGGAAGUCAAAUGAUCAAGUAGCCAAUUUGGGUCAAUCAUUUGUAGCAAUUGAUCCAGAUGCUUUUGCCCCAGGAUUCAAGGACAGGAUGGCUGAUUUCAUGGAGAUAUGCAGAGGACUAGAACCAGCUGAUGGUGAAACCGAGGUUCUUGUCGCUGGAGAUCCUGAGAGAAAACAUAUGGCAUUAUGUGAUAGAGAGGGAGGCAUUCGAUAUCACCCAAAUCAGAUCAAACAUGCUAUUGAGUUGGCAGCAAGAUUGGGCGUUGCACCCUUGCCGACAAAAGAUGGUUGAUAAAUAUCACUGGACUAAAUUCUUGAUUCUAUCACUGACUAUAGUAAGAUUGAUCAGGAAAUUGCUUUAAUCUGAUGAAUAUUUUGGCAAUUUACUUGUCUUUGUGUCCCAACUCACCCUGUAUUUGAUUGUAUUGCUUGUUAGUGUCUAACGAGAAUCUACAUGCAAGUGUCUUUUGAGAAUCUCAGUGUUCUCAGCAAAGCCUACCUUGGAAGAGCCACUCUACUUAGCUCUAAAGGGUUUAUUUAGGGCCACCCUACCUCAUAAUGCUGGCCACCCCACCCUGUGAAUGUGUUGCACGCUGGCAAAACUUCUUGAAUGUCAAGUGUACCACCCUAUACCUUGAGAAAACCCUGUUGAGAAUCCUUAAUCUACAUGCUCGCGUUUUUUGAGCAUCCAAGUGCAAGUGUCAAUUAAGAAUACAUGUAAGUGUUUAUUGAGAAUUUACAUAAAAGUGCCAAUUGAGAUUCCACAUGUAAAAUGUCUAUUGAAAAUCGACAUCUACUAGUCUAUUGAGAAUCCAAUGCAUUUUCUCUAUUGAGAAUCUACAUGUAAAAGUGCCUAUUGCGAUUCUACAUGUAAGUAUAUUUUCUGACUCUCAUAUUGAGUAUCUAUGCAAGUGUCUAUCGAGAAUCUAUAUGAAAGAGUUUAUUGAGAAUCGGCAUGUACAUGUAAUAGUCUGUUAAAAUCUACAUGUAAAUGUCUAUUGAGAAUCUACAUGUAAUUGUCGGUCAAGAAUCGACAUGUAAGUGUCGAUUGAAAAUCUGAAUGUAAGUCUAAAUAUCUUUUGAGACUCAAGUGUUGAGAAUCUAUGCAAAUGUCUAUCGAGAAUCUACAAUACAUGCCAGUGUCUAUUGAGAAUCCCCACGUACUUGUCUAUUGAGAGUCUACAUGUAAGUGUCUAUAAAGAAAAUAAUGCACGUGUCCAUUGAGAAUCUACCUGCAAGUUCUAUCGAGGAUUGUUGAGCAAGUGUGAUGUGCAAUGUUUGGUGCUAAUUAUUGUUUUGUGCUAAUUAUUGAUCAGUAUGAUGCAAUGGAAAUUUAGAUGUAAUUUUGCCAAAAUCGAGAACUUUUUCAUGAGCCACUAUUCUUCCCUGUGAUUAUAAUACUGGUCCUGGCUGGCCAAGUAGUUAGUGAGUUAUUUACUGUGUACACGCUAUUAAGCCAGUUAAAGGGCUCCUGUACGAAAGGCCUAUACUAUGUGUGAUAGGCCUAUGUGAAACAGACCCACCAAACCUGGCUUAAUAGUGUAUUCUCAGUAGAUCAUACCUGUAGAUGAUAGAUCUAUGGUAUCAGUCCUGAUGUACAGAAAUUGUUAUCUAUGUCUAAAAUUUAUGUUGGGGAACCUACCUCAAAUGAAUCUUUUUGCAUCCUAUCAGGGAUUUUCAAAACCUCACUCGACCACAACUGCUCCAGAAAAUAUUCUUAUUGGAGUUUUGUCGCUCAGGCAGCAUCCAAAUUUUGUGUGUUGAGUUUAAUAUGUUGUUACUUAUUUCAUAUGUUUUGGCGAGUUCGUUGUUGUAAUGAUGUUAGGAAUGAAUAAAACAAAUGCAACAUGAUGUAAAGAUUCAUUUCAGGUAGGUCUCGUAAAAAUUCAACAGAAAUGAGAGAGAUAUUGAAAUUUGUUUGUAAAUCUCAGAUGAUACUUCAGGUUGAUUUUUAACAUCUGAUUCAAAAUGUACAUCUCGUGCAGAAAUAUCAAGGCUUUAUGAAUAAAUUAUGUAAUGUAUUUUAGAAAU
Messenger RNA from Lineus longissimus, 2939 nucleotides. RefSeq lists its product as uncharacterized. Lineage: Eukaryota; Metazoa; Nemertea; Pilidiophora; Heteronemertea; Lineidae. The record is from RefSeq and is a predicted model, not a curated record. Bases 46 to 1200 code for a protein of 384 amino acids. Gene Ontology annotation, molecular function: oxidoreductase activity. The transcript has 10 exons.